AUGGCCCUACCCAACUCCCCUGACGCUACCCACAUUCCACCCGCUCUGAAACCGCUCGCUCCUUACGUCAAGUCGCGCCAGGAAACCCUUCAAAUUCGCCAGGCACUGACGUCUUAUCUGCGCUCAUUUAUCGAAUUCGACGAUCAGUCAAGCGACCAUGCUCAAUCCCACCUCUCCUUGUGUGCCUCGACCGAUGCUGUUACUGAUGUCAAACGUAUCCCUACCGAUCUCCCUGGGCUGAGAAAGGAUUAUCUGAAGGCAUUGGCGGCCAAUAUUGCGGCUCGCAAAGAGUUCGCGUUGGCGUCUGAGAACGUCGCCUCGUUAAGGCGCCAGAGGACGUCCCCGAACCGCCCUUCUGACGACGCUGAUCUGCAAGAACCCGGCACCGAACUUCGUGAAUACCUUGCCCUCCUACGCGAGCGACGCCGCCAUACCAAGCUGCAGGUGUUUCAGAAUUAUCUUGAGGAAAUUAAAACACGCGACGCGGGCAGCUUGGUGGACGUUGGCAACGAUGGGGAGCAAAUGCUGUUGCCGGAGGUAGAUGCAGAGGCGGGGCACGAUAGCUCUGAAACGGACUUGGAUGGUCUAGUGCAUAGUCUCGAGAGAGCAGUUAUUCGCGCGAGAACUCAAUUGGACCGGCAAAAGCAAUUGUUUGAGAAAGCCAAGGCACAGCAUGAUCCCCGAGCCGCGACUUCAGACGCUAAAGCAAAAGCAUUACAAACAACCCGGGAUGAGCUUGUACAAUGGGUGGAGGAACGGCUAGUUGGUCAAGAGGAUCCGGAUGAGAGUCUUCUUCAAGAACUUCCUCCGGAUGAAAUCGAGGAGGCCCAGCGGGAGCUAGAGAAUCGCAAGAUACAAAUUACGGAGCAAUAUGCUACAUAUCUGCGAGCCCGGCGAGAUCUCCUCGACGCCGCCUCCAGAGCUUGUCAGCCAGUUAAUGUGGCCCAGAAGCCUCCGUCACGACCAACCAACAAAAACGAACUUGCCAUAGCCGAAAUGCCACCACCCAACCCAAUCGACGUUCUGUCAUACACAAACGAAAACCUGGUUCCGCUACUUAAGAGUGAAAAGUCGCUGGCUCUCCAGAAAUCCUAUUUAUCCGGCUUACUCUCGAAAGAAAAGUCCACGACCCUCCGCGCUCUCAAUCGUUUAAGCGACGAAUCCCACCUACUCCCCGAAUACCCCGCUCCCGCCCGCCAGCCGCGCUUUAAUCAUGCGGCUGCUGCUCUCAACUCGCGGAUCCAGACCCAGACCUCCGAUCAGACCCGGGAUGAGGUUGUUGGUCUCGCUGAAGCAUGGGCAUUUGCCUCUAAUGCUGCAGCUGCCAAUGGACGAGACUUUGUUCAACAAAAGAUCGCAUUGGGUGCUGAGGUUGCGCAGGACUCCCGGCAGACCCUGGCUGAUGUUUGUAAAACGCUCAACCAGGAUCUCGAUGAGGUGCUGGAGGGUCAGGAGAGCCGAGAUGUGUCGGAUUCAUGGGCCUCCGACACUUGUUCCGCGAAGGGGAUGUCGAGGGGUGGGUCUCGGAUUGAGAAACAACCGAGUGGUCCUUGGUCUCGUCUGAAUGGGAGAGUGGGGGUUGUAGAAUAA
Messenger RNA from Penicillium mononematosum, 1590 nucleotides. RefSeq lists its product as uncharacterized. Bases 1 to 1590 code for a protein of 529 amino acids. The record is from RefSeq and is a predicted model, not a curated record. Lineage: Eukaryota; Fungi; Ascomycota; Eurotiomycetes; Eurotiales; Aspergillaceae. The transcript has a single exon.